AUGGCGAAAGCUGGACCUCCACAAGGAGCUCCUCCAUCUGUUGCACCUCCUAGUUAUUCAUCAAGUGUCCAAGAUCCAUCAAAAGGAUACCCACAACAGGCAGGACCUGCACCUUACCCUCAGCAAGGCAUUGUCUAUCCCUAUGGUCAACCCGGUUAUCCAGUUCAAGGUUCUGCAACUGGUUAUACCAGUCAAGGAGUUGGUGCUGCAUUUAACCAACAUACUCAGACCACAAUAAUUACUCAGCAACCUGGCGGUGUUAUUGUACAAAAUGUCCUUCCACCACCGGAUUAUUUGGCUGUGUCGAUUGUCAGCGCAUUUUGUUGCUUCUGUAUUGGUGUGUUUGCAAUACUCAAAUCAUUGAAGUCUCGUGAUAUGUAUAGUAUGGGCGACAGUGCACAAGCCUUGCAAUUUGGAUUGGAAGCCAAGAAGCUUGCUCACAUUUCGAUAUUUGUUGCAAUAUGUACCUAUGUGUUCAUUGUGGUACUUCGCAUUGUAUUGUCUGUGACAUUGAACGAUUGA
Molecule: messenger RNA, 522 nt
Organism: Xenia sp. Carnegie-2017
Lineage: Eukaryota; Metazoa; Cnidaria; Anthozoa; Malacalcyonacea; Xeniidae
Product: proline-rich transmembrane protein 1-like
Exons: 4
Coding region: 1-522 (173 amino acids)
Cellular component (GO): membrane
Source: RefSeq, a predicted model, not a curated record